Messenger RNA from Spodoptera litura, 612 nucleotides. Lineage: Eukaryota; Metazoa; Arthropoda; Insecta; Lepidoptera; Noctuidae. The record is from RefSeq and is a predicted model, not a curated record.
ACUAUAAAUUAUCCAUCUUGCAGAUUUCAAUAUUAUACUUACAAUACCUUCUGAGGAAGCAACAGUGGGUGGUUCUUAAAAGAAAUCAAAAUGAUGAAGAGCCUGAUUCUGGUUGCGGUGCUCGCCGCUCUAACUGUCUGCAAUGACGCAGCCACUCUUCAAAACGCUGCCUUCAGGGCUAACCUCUACCAGGGAGGUAUCAGGCCGGGAGACAGACUGCUCCACAGCAACUACUACUACAAAAAUCCCAUUGCCAACGCUGUGCAGUACCAGGACAUCACCUACCGUGGCAACUCCAGCACCAGGAUCUCUUACAUCCAAGUCACUGAGGUCGGCUACACCCAGUGGGGUAUCCCAUCCCUCAGGUCUGGCGGUGUCAACUACAGCUACGCUACCAUCAGGCUGACCUCCCAAAGAGGAUACGGUUACUACUACCGUGUUGAGAUCUGGGGUCGUUAAGACAACCACCGCUAGACAAACAAAAUGACCUAAUGAUAUGAAAUUAAUUAGUAUUAAAAUCCUUUGGAUAGUAUUAUUAUUAAUAAUGUACUUAAGAGAUAAGUGAAUCUUACAAAGUUCUCAUUGUAAUAAAAUUAUUUAUUGUUAAAUUCA